AUGAUGUGAUUUUCACCAACCAUUGCUUGAGUUUGAAGUAAAAGAGUGUUAUAGUACUUCAAUCAUGAUGGCUAUGAUGAAACUUAACUCUUAAAAUGCGAAAAGUGUAUAUCGUUAGCUUGCUAAGGUGUUCACAAGGCAUCAAAGAGAACGAAUCCACAUGAACGCUCAGACAUCAGAUCAUCUAUUGGGCACUUUUACGACCAUUGUAUUUUGACACAGUGACAUUUUUCUACCUAGUUCAUCAAUACUUCCUCUCUAUGAGCAUUUUUUUUUUACAAAAACGUUGUUUAUAAGGGUAUUUAAAGUUUCAUGUCGAUAAUAACAAUGGACGAAAAAUGAUUAAGCAACAAAAAAUAUAUAUGUUAACAUAAUGACAGAUUGAUUAUUGCAGAUAAUAUGUAUUCCAAUAUAACCUUACAUUUGAAUUGUAAGGGUUUUAGCCCACCGUUUGGUAGAACUGUUUUGAAUUUUUGUUGUUUGCUAAAAAAAAUGUCUAUAAUUUAAAAUUGGUUAAUCCAGAGAUUAGUCAGUCAAGCAGAGAAAAAUCUGUCAAAAAUGAGAUUUGCAAUUUGAAAGAAAAAGAGAGAUCCGUUACCGGGAAGGAGACGAAGAAGUUAGAAAGAAGAGCGGCGGUUAGGCAACAAAAUUAAAAUUAAAAAGCGGAACGACGGCACGCCCACCACCAAACAUUACCCUCCCACCCGCGAUUCUCUCUUCUCCUUCUUUCCUUCCCUCCUCCUCCAGUCCGCCUUCCGCGGACGGCCGGCGUGAUUCUCCCGCCGCCAGCCGGCCCCUUACAGCCUUACUUCCCGACUCGCAAUCUGUGAAUUUCAGGUGAUUGUUUUUUCCGAUUUGAUUCCCUUUCCUUGUUUUUACCCGAAUUCCGGCAACGCGUUUCCACUCCGGUAGUGGAUCUGGUUGUGCCAGGUAUCCCGAGGUUCCGAUCGGCGGGAGCUCAUUACCCCUCGUCGGAGUUUCGGGGUUCCUUGUUCGAUCUGCGUUAAUUGGUUGCGGAAUUUUCAUUUUGAUUUCCCGUCGGAUUUUGGUGGGCUUUUUUUUGUUUUGUUUUGCUUUCUUCCCCUUACCGUGUGAUUGAAGUGUAGUGUACGUGGGGUUUUUUAAUAACUUGACUGCUAAGGUCAAUCUUCUUCUUCUACUUGCCGUUUGCUUUGGGUUUGCCGUUUCUCCGAAGUUAUUGCCAGAGUGUUUGAGCUGGAACGGGGUCAUGGCAGCUCAACUGCCAGUCUAACUCCUGCUGUUUACUUUGUUUUUCUCGUUCAACUGGCAUCGCUUUGAACAUCGCUCAAGUAAUCUCUGAACGCUGAUGGACUUUGUCCCGUUUUCAAUAACAUUUCAUACUUAACUUCUCUCUACUUCGACUGAAUUUCAAAGCUUUAAGAUCUCCGAAACCCAUUGGGACUCGGCAUUUAUGAUGGGCUGUGCUCAUUCCAUUGCAGUAAAGGGCCUUGAUAUUCAUAUUUCGAUUUGGUGCAGGUUGUGGCCAGUCUGUUCAUUGGUUGGGUGAAUGAAUUGAGGGUCAGGAUUCCCUUGGAUUGAUGUAGCGAUGCAGAGAUCACGGAGGGCUUUUCUGCAAAGAAGAGCUUCUAUGGAGAAGGAUACCAGUGGGAAGAAUCGGUUGUACAAGCUUUCUUUGUCUUUGGUUCUUCUUUUGUGGGGGCUUGUUUUCCUAUCAAGUCUGUGGAUCAGCCAAAGUGAUGGAUAUAGAGAUGGAUCUACAGAAACUUCACAGAGUGUGGGCGUAUCAACUUGGACAGAACAGAAACUUCAAAAUGGGAAAAAUUCUGAUUCAGUACAUACAGAAGUCAGUGAGCAGUCCGACGAGACUUCAUGUAUAGAUCCUGCUGUAAAGAAAGCUCCAGAUGAAGAGUUGCUUGUUGCUGCUGAAGAUAAUAGCAAUUGUGGAAUCGAAUUUCACCAUCAGGAGGCAACCCGUGGCGGGAGACCAGGAGAUAUAGGUCCAAAGAACGAUCGCCUCUCGCGAGUUGUCACUCUUGGGCUUGAUGAAUUCAAAAGUAGAGCUUUCAGCUCCAAAACCAAAACAGGAACCGGUAAAGUGGUACAUAGAAUGGAGCCGGGAGGGAAAGAGUACAACUAUGCUUCAUCUUCAAAAGGAGCAAAAGUCUUGGCCUUCAACAAGGAAGCAAAAGGGGCCUCAAACAUCUUAAUGAGAGAUAAGGACAAGUACCUCCGCAAUCCGUGUUCUGCAGAAGAGAAGUAUGUCAUAACCGAGCUCUCUGAAGAAACUUUAGUAGAUACUGUAGAGAUUGCAAAUCUCGAGCAUUACUCAUCGAAUCUAAAGGAUUUUGAGGUGCUUGGUAGCUUGGUUUAUCCAACUUCAGAAUGGGUCAAGCUGGGGAACUUUACAACAGCCAAUGUCAAGCAGGCGAGAAGGUUUGUGCUUCCAGAGCCCAAAUGGGUGAGAUAUCUGAAGUUGAAUCUUCUGAGCCAUUAUGGGUCUGAGUUUUAUUGUACACUAAGCCUUUUCGAGGUUUAUGGGGUUGAUGCUGUUGAAAAAAUGCUGGAGGAUUUGGUAUCAGUUCAAGAAAAGGUUUUUGUGCCAGAUGAGGAGGAUUCUACUGAGCAGAAAUCAUCAGUACACCCACAGGGGGUUGAUGAGCAUCAUCAUCAGGACUCUUUCAAAGAGGCUGAAUCUGAGUUGUUGUCAGUCGAAACUCCUGAUUCGAAAACCGAAGUGGCUGCUGAUACGGUUGAAGGAGUUCCUUAUCGUCAAGUUGGUAGGAGUAAUGGCGACAGUGCCCUCAAGAUACUGAUGCAGAAAGCCCGUUCACUCGACCGAAGCCUCUCCAUCUUGGAAAGGUACGUUGAGGAAGUCAACUCCAGGUAUGGCAAUAUCUUCCAAGAGUUCGACAAAGAGAUAGCAGAGAAAACUUUGACUCUGGAAAAGAUCAAACUCGACAUGAAGAGUCUCCAUGACAGCCAGCAACUUAUGGCUGGAGAGGUUAACGAUCUUGUGUCUUGGAAAUCUCUUCUUACAACGAAAAUGGAUCAUAUCCUGAAUGAAAACCUUGAUCUCAGAUCGAGGAUCGAGAAGGUUGAGGAGAAUCAAGUGUGGCUGGAGAACAAGGGUAUAGUCGUGUUCUCAGUGUGCUUGGUUUUCGGGUUGGUAGCAAUUUUGAGGGUGUUGGUAGAGAUGAUACAGAUGACGGUAUUUAGCGACGGGUCGUCCAGGAAAUUUUCCAGUGUGAGCUGUUCUUCCUGGCUGGUGUUGCUCCUGAGCUGUAGCAUUAUAAUUUUGAUACUCUCAGUAUAGUUGUUUCUCACAGAAUCGAUUACAGUUUUUCUUUUGAUAGAAAGAGGUAAUAUAGAGGAGAGACCACAACGGGAAAAUGGGACUACAGAGUAACUUCUUGUUAUUUAUUUUACAGUUACUAUAGUGGAUGCAGUUUACUUUUCUCCUUCCUAUAUAUAUGCUGAAAGAGCCACUUUUACUGCUAGUUAAGUGUACAUCACUCGUGAAAAAGGACUUAAGACCAAAACACCACAGAAAUUGACACAAUUCCAUAAAAUGACAAACUUUCAUGACAUUAAGUCUGUCUCAGUAACGUUUACAAACUGCAACACUCAAACAUCAAUAUUGUCUUAGUUACGGGGCCCUUUCGGGUUAUCACAAGCAACUCCGGUAAACACAGUCAUCAGCAUGCGAAUCGUUCUCUAGCGUGCCUCGUACUGAACAACUGAAACAAAAGCAAACACAGAUGCUGUGUUAGAAUAUCAUUCAGCAGCAAUGUGAAAGAACUUUGCUAGUAAGAGAGCAUGAGCUAAAAUACAGAACAACAGCCUGG
This is a messenger RNA of Linum trigynum, 3827 nucleotides long. Lineage: Eukaryota; Viridiplantae; Streptophyta; Magnoliopsida; Malpighiales; Linaceae. The record is from the annotation of a GenBank genome assembly.